Molecule: messenger RNA, 1455 nt
Organism: Ophidiomyces ophidiicola
Lineage: Eukaryota; Fungi; Ascomycota; Eurotiomycetes; Onygenales; Onygenaceae
Gene: NOP1
Product: Small subunit processome complex component
Exons: 5
Coding region: 1-1455 (484 amino acids)
Biological process (GO): box C/D sno(s)RNA 3'-end processing; rRNA methylation
Cellular component (GO): small-subunit processome; box C/D methylation guide snoRNP complex; nucleolus
Molecular function (GO): histone H2AQ104 methyltransferase activity; RNA binding; rRNA methyltransferase activity
Source: RefSeq, a predicted model, not a curated record
AUGCCAACCGGCUGGUCUGAAGAUGAAGCCCAAUUCUACUCUUCUGUUGGGAAAGAAAUCGAAAAACUUCGUGUUCCCCUUCAACUCAUGGGCUGCGAUCUUUCAAAGGCAAAGCUUCCGCACACCUUGGAGCCCCUUCCUAAUAUCCCUAAAGGACAAAGAUUGCUGGGCGUAGCGGUUGGUCGAGGAACUCAGAAUUACACCUGUUCAUCAUCCAGCUCCGGAAAGCCAACCCCGAAGGGAGCCAUAGCCACCUUAUUCGAUGCUAGCUGUAUAGCAUCUACCUAUCCUCAUCUCUUAUCGUCCCUUACACGGGCAGCUGUUCAUCUCAGGCAGCCAGCGCUAUUUUCAUUGACACCUGGCAUCGCUAGAAUGAUGGUAAUGGGGCACCACUAUUUCAGUAAUGGCACUACCGCAGUUUUCGACCUUUCCAAUAAAGGCGCAUCAUCUGUGAGGAAAAUUGGAGGAGUCGACGCCCCGAAAAAUGCCAUGCCAGGACCUCAGGGUCAGGCAAACGGUGCAGUCCAAUGGCUGUUUCUUGAGUCCAUUCCGGAGAGCGACGGAGAGGCCCGAACCGUUUAUCGGGUAGAAACGGCUGGAGGCGGACUAGGUGCUCGGGGAGGUCGUGGAGGUGGCCGUGGUGGCGGUGGAAGAGGUGGUCGAGGUGGCCCGGCAAGGGGUGGUCGUGGAGCUGGCCGUGGUGGGAAGCCUGGUGCGAGGGGCGGCGCCAAAGUUAUCAUUGAACCACAUCGUCACGCGGGCGUUUUUGUUGCGAGGGGCGGUAAAGAAGACCUGUUGGUUACCAAGAAUUUGACUCCCGGAGAGGCUGUGUACGGCGAAAAACGUAUCUCCGUCGAAUCUCCAGCUACAAUCGAUGGCCAAGACACUUCGACCAAAAUCGAAUACCGUGUGUGGAAUCCUUUCCGUAGCAAGUUAGCUGCCGGUAUUCUCGGCGGUCUCGACGAAAUAUACAUCAGACCUGGCGCAAAGGUCCUUUAUCUCGGUGCUGCAAGCGGCACGUCCGUCAGUCAUGUUGCCGAUAUUGUUGGCCCAACAGGAACUGUUUUUGCGGUCGAGUUCUCUCAUCGUUCUGGACGAGAUUUGGUUGGCAUGGCGACCCACAGGACGAAUGUCAUACCAAUAGUUGAGGAUGCUCGGCACCCUCUUCGCUAUAGAAUGCUUGUCGGGAUGGUUGAUGCCAUAUUUGCUGAUGUUGCUCAACCCGAUCAAGCCCGUAUUGUUGGUCUGAAUGCCCAUUUAUUCUUAAAAGCUGGUGGUGGUGUCCUUGUUAGUAUAAAAGCAAACUGCAUUGACAGCACAGCAAAACCUGAGGUUGUGUUUGCAAGAGAAGUACAGAAGAUGAGAGAAGAAAGAAUAAAACCAAAAGAACAGCUGACACUUGAACCAUUUGAGCGUGAUCACUGUAUAGUUGUUGGUGCCUACCGACCUUCUUGA